UUAUGGUCCCUCUCGAUUUCUUCUUUCCUUUACAGCAAAUCCCAUCUUCUUCAUUCUUUCUUUCUGUUUUUUAAAGGAAAAACAGAGCUUCAACCUCUGCCCUUUUAUCACUCCUCCAUUAUUAUUCUUUCUUUUCUUUGACAAAUUUUCUAAAAUAAUAUAAGAUGAAACGUCACAUUAAGAUUUGAAUUGCACAAAUUAGCUAAUAAUGUAUACUUCUUAAUGAGUUAAAACAAACACGUUUUGUCUAAAUUUUGGUUGCCUCUCAAUUUUCUUGGUUAGCUAGAAAACGUUCCUAUCAUAUGAAAACUUUGAAAUACCUUGUCAAUCCAAGCAUCAUUACCAAUUACCAUCCCCAAUUGUUAACGUUUCGGUUUCCGACUCAAUAAUGGUUGAACUUUAGAAAACUUUAAAUUGUUUUUGUUAUGACAUACACAAACCAAAAGGCAAAGAAUUAAAUCAAAAGAAUUUGGCACAAAUCCAACGUAGCUCAUUAAUAAUAUGUUGACAACUUCUACAAAUUAUCUUGAGUAGAAACAAAGUAUAGAAGGCAGUGAAUAAUUGCGUGUACGAGUUAAUAGGGCUUGACACAAAUACGUAAACCAUAAUAAUUUUCACAUAAUUUAGGCUUGUCCGUCUACUCCUCAUAAUUCAAUUUGAAAUGGAUUCAACAAUUUUGUUUCUGCCUAUUAUUUGUACGGUAUUCUUUUAACAAGAAUCAUAAAAAUAACUUAAAACGCAAGCCUGUAGGGUCCCCCCACGUAUAAUUUCACUAGGUCAGUCUGGUUGGUUCUUUGCGCCUAGUUUUGGUGUAGCAGCUAUAUUUCGAUUCAUCCUAUUUUUCCAAGGGUUUCAUAAUUGGACAUUGAACCCAUUUCAUAUGAUGGGAGUUGCGGGUGUAUUGGGCGCUGCUCUGCUAUGCGCUAUUCAUGGUGCUACCGUAGAAAAUACCUUAUUUGAGGAUGGGGAUGGUGCAAAUACAUUCCGUGCUUUUAACCCAACUCAAGUUGAAGAAACUUAUUCAAUGGUCACUGCUAACCGCUUUUGGUCCCAAAUCUUUGGGGUUGCUUUUUCCAAUAAACGUUGGUUACAUUUCUUUAUGUUAUUUGUACCAGUAACUGGUUUAUGGAUGAGUGCUCUUGGAGUAGUUGGUCUGGCCCUGAACCUACGUGCCUAUGACUUCGUUUCUCAGGAUCUUCCGCGCAAUGCAUAAAUUAUUCCCAAAAAUAAGAAUACAGGUUUUAGUUGGGAACAUAUAACGUUUCAAAAACCAAUAUACAAUAUUUUAUCAACAUUAAAUUAAAAGUUUUAAAACCAUUUCUAAAAUAAUAAUCAAUAUUAAGUGAAUGUAUUUUACUUUUUAAAUUAUCAUCAACGACUACUAAUUAAAAAGUUAUUGUCCACGUACCUCUCAUGAUUCAAUUUGAGAUUUCUUUCUCUUUAAUUAAUUUUUUAGUGAUUUGAUUUCAAGACAGCUACAGGUUGAGACAUUUUAUCAAAGAAACAAGUUGUUGGGUCUGCUCCCAAGAUCCAACGAAAUGAUUGUUUGCUUCCCCACUGACAUUAAUCAUCUAUAUAUCCUCUGCUUCAUCUCUCCAUUCUUCUAAAUUAAAGCUCACUUCUUCCAUUGAAGCCUCCACAGACAAGAAUAGAUCUUCGUUCUUGUAGUGAACAACACUCCAAAACCAUGGCUUUUGCAGGCACAACCCAGAAAUGUAUGGCUUGUGAAAAAACCGUGUAUCUUGUCGACAAGCUGACCGCUGAUAACCGCAUCUACCACAAAGCCUGUUUCAGAUGCCACCAUUGCAAAGGCACUCUGAAGCUCAGCAACUACAAUUCCUUUGAGGGAGUGCUUUAUUGUAGGCCACACUUUGAUCAGAUUUUUAAGAGGACUGGCAGUCUUGACAAAAGCUUUGAAGGAACGCCAAAGAUCGUAAAGCCAGAGAAACCGAUUGAUAGCGAGAAACCGACAGCAAACAAGGUUGCUAGCAUGUUUGGAGGAACCAGAGAUAAGUGUCUUGGCUGUGACAACACUGUUUAUCCAACAGAAAAGGUUACUGUGAACGGAAUUCCAUACCAUAAAAGUUGUUUCAAAUGCUGCCAUGGAGGAUGCACGAUCAGCCCUUCGAACUAUAUUGCUCAUGAGGGGCGACUUUACUGCAAGCACCACCAUAUCCAACUAAUCAAAGAGAAAGGAAACUUGAGUCAACUUGAGGGAGACCAUGAAAAGAUAACAGCAAAGGAGAAAAUCAAUGGCGGAGAGGUGGUGGCUUCAGAAGCCUGAUUUUUCAGAAUCAAGCUUUAUCAGAAUCAAAGGCUGUACACUAAGAGAAGUACUGGCAUCCAUUGCGUUUCGUGUUAAAAGUGUGUUUUUGGCCUGUCUGUUUCCCAAAUAUUCAAAUAACAUGCUCAAACAGAUGCCAAGAUCUGUUUGAUUUUCACCAUCUUUCGUCUUAAAAGAAGUGUGGCAUGUUUGUAGAUUUGAAUCAUAUUCCUAUCAAUUCCAAUGGAUACUUAUUAUUAUAAGUACAUUCGUCAUUUCUGUAA
Cucumis melo (muskmelon) is the source of this 2547-nucleotide messenger RNA. RefSeq names its product LIM domain-containing protein WLIM1. Gene Ontology annotation, biological process: actin filament bundle assembly. Gene Ontology annotation, cellular component: plasma membrane; actin cytoskeleton. The record is from RefSeq and is a predicted model, not a curated record. NCBI's taxonomy places the organism in Eukaryota, Viridiplantae, Streptophyta, Magnoliopsida, Cucurbitales, Cucurbitaceae. The transcript has 5 exons. Gene Ontology annotation, molecular function: actin filament binding. Bases 1688 to 2284 code for a protein of 198 amino acids.